Molecule: messenger RNA, 723 nt
Organism: Cavia porcellus (domestic guinea pig)
Lineage: Eukaryota; Metazoa; Chordata; Mammalia; Rodentia; Caviidae
Product: ribonuclease 4-like
Exons: 2
Coding region: 1-642 (213 amino acids)
Biological process (GO): defense response to Gram-positive bacterium
Molecular function (GO): RNA nuclease activity; nucleic acid binding
Source: RefSeq, a predicted model, not a curated record
AUGCCCUUGGUCUGCACGCUUCUGCCGAGUCUGGUGAGCCGUGUAUCUGCUCCCCCACCCCUUUAUAUGAGUAGUACACUAUCAGAACCAGGAGAGCCUCUAGGUGCACACAGCUGGAACCUGUUUCCAAGGAGCCAACAUUUGAACCCAUCUCCAGUUGGACGGAGACAGCCAGACUCUUACACCUCUACGGUGGUUAUGGAUCUACAGAGGACCCAUUCACUGCUUCUGCUCUUGCUGCUGACCCUGAUCGGGCUAGGGCUGGUGCAGCCCUCCUACGGCCAGGAUCGCAUGUACCAGCGGUUCCUGCGGCAGCACGUGGACCCCCAGGUGACAGGUGGCAAUGAUUAUUACUGCAACUUGAUGAUGCAGAGACGGAGGAUGACUAGUCCGAGGUGCAAGCCCUUCAACAGUUUCAUUCAUGAAGACAUCUGGAACAUUCGCAGUAUCUGCAGCACCAGCAACGUCGAGUGCAAGAAUGGUUUGAUGAACUGUCAUACAGGUGUUGUGAAGGUCACAGACUGCAGGGAGACAGGAAAUUCCAGGGCCCCUAACUGCAGAUAUCGGGCUAUGGCGAGGACCAGGCAAGUUGUCGUUGCCUGUGAGGGUAGCCCUGAGGUGCCUGUGCAUUUUGAUGCAUAGACCAUCCCAUAUUGUUUACACCAGUGGCUAGCCUCCAAUUUACACCUAGAUGGCAAUGAGUGACACCCUAGAAAAGUCACA